Molecule: messenger RNA, 3005 nt
Organism: Camelina sativa (false flax)
Lineage: Eukaryota; Viridiplantae; Streptophyta; Magnoliopsida; Brassicales; Brassicaceae
Product: protein IQ-DOMAIN 14
Molecular function (GO): protein binding
Source: RefSeq, a predicted model, not a curated record
UUUACAUUGGCAUACCAACUAGACCCAGAUCCAAAGUUGCAGACUUUUCAACCAUUUUCAAAGUCAUUUUACCCACACACACAACACUACUAAAAAGGAUUAGUAUUUAGAAGACUAAUUAAUGUUUUCUUAAAAUACUAUUUCUUUAUUGUGCGUUAGAGAGCUGAGAGAGGAAGCAAGCAGAGGAGAGGAUAGACAAAAGAGAAAAGGGAAAUUUACCAGACAAGAGUUCUUUCUUCUCUGCCCCUUGCCUCUCUCUCUCUCUCUCUCUUUCUUAGUUUCUUUUGAGAAGAUUUAGAAGAAGGGGUAAAGCUACAAAAAACUUCAGACUCGAGGUACGAGUUUUUUUCUUGGGCUACAGAGCAAUCAUGCUAACUUACGCCUUUUCCCAAAAUCUUAUCCAUCUGUCUCGAUAAGGAAAGUAAUGUUGGAAAAAUGGUGAAGAAAGGAAGUUGGUUUUCUGCAAUCAAAAGGGUUUUUACUCCACAUUCCAAAGAGAAGCUUGGCAAUGAAACAGAGAUAAAGAGUGGAAAAGAAAAAAGGAAGAAAGGUUUUGGGAAGCGAGAGCCUAGUAGUAUUGAAAAGAUCUUGGGAGAGGCUGCGAGAGAUCAUAAUCUUGUUUUCAGGCCUCCUACUCCUGAGAGACCAAAUCCAUUCUCAGUCUCUCCUCCUCUGAGGCCUGCUUCUCCUCGGGCUCCGUCUCCAAGAGUUGCCUCACCACGAGCCGCUUCGCCAAAGCCUCCUUCUCCUAGAGCUGAAGUUCCAAGAUCCCUUUCGCCAAAGCUACCUUCUCCUAGAGCUGAAGUUCCAAGAUCUCUUUCGCCAAAGCCCCAUGAUCGGUCAAAGCCAUCAUCAGCCUCUGCCAAUGCUCCUCCUUCUCUGAGGCCUGCUUCUACUCGAGUACCUUCUCAGAGAAUUACCACUUCCAGUGUUCCUUCUCCAAGACCAAGUUCACCAAGAGGUGCCUCCCCACAAGCCGUCUCUUCAAAGUCACCUUCUCCAAGAGUAGAGCCACCAACAUUGGACACUCCAAGACCUCCUUCGCCAAAGCCUCCUUCCCCAAGAGCAGACCCACCAAGAUUAGAUGCUCCAAGACCCACUACGCCUAAGCCACCUUCUCCAAGAGUAGAGCCACCAACAUUGGACACUCCAAGACCUCCUUCGCCAAAGCCUCCUUCCCCAAGAGCAGACCCACCAAGAUUAGAUGCUCCAAGACCCACUACGCCUAAGCCACCUUCUCCAAGAGUAGAGCCACCAACAUUGGACACUCCAAGACCUCCUUCGCCAAAGCCUCCUUCCCCAAGAGCAGACCCACCAAGAUUAGAUGCUCCAAGACCCACUACGCCUAAGCCACCUUCUCCAAGAGUAGAGCCACCAACAUUGGACACUCCAAGACCUCCUUCGCCAAAGCCUCCUUCCCCAAGAGCAGACCCACCAAGAUUAGAUGCUCCAAGACCCACUACGCCUAAGCCACCUUCUCCAAGAGUAGAGCCACCAACAUUGGACACUCCAAGACCUCCUUCGCCAAAGCCUCCUUCCCCAAGAGCAGACCCACCAAGAUUAGAUGCUCCAAGACCCACUACGCCUAAGCCACCUUCUCCAAGAGUAGAGCCACCAACAUUGGACACUCCAAGACCUCCUUCGCCAAAGCCUCCUUCCCCAAGAGCAGACCCACCAAGAUUAGAUGCUCCAAGACCCACUACGCCUAAGCUCCCUUCUCCAAGAGCGGUUUCGCCUAGAGCUGUUCAGCGACGGGAGAUUGUUCAUAGACCAGAGCCAACACUUUCGGUUCAACAUGCUUCUGCAACAAAGAUUCAAGGAGCUUUCAGAGGUUUCAUGGCAAGGAAGAGUUUCAGAGCUCUCAAAGGUCUAGUCAGGCUUCAAGGGGUGGUGAGAGGAUACAGCGUGAAGCGUCAGACGAUAAAUGCAAUGAAGUACAUGCAACAAGUGGUCCGUGUUCAAUCACAGAUCCAGUCACGUCGCAUCAAAAUGUUGGAAAACCAAGCUCAGGUUGAGAAAGAUGAAGCCAAAUGGGCUGCAUCUGAAGCUGGUAAUGAUAAUUGGGAUGACAGUGUGCUGACAAAAGAGGAAAGGGAUGCAAGAUCACUGAGAAAAACUGAGGCUAUCAUCAAGAGAGAAAGAUCCAUGGCCUAUGCAUAUUCUCGCAAGUUGUGGAAAAACAGUCCCAAGUAUACUCAGGAGAAUCGUUCUUCAGGUGGGUUCCCUCAAUGGUGGAACUGGGCGGACCGGCAGCAUCCUCUUGCUAGUCCUGCACCGAGCUAUAGCCAACCAUUAAGAGAUUUCAGGCUAACACCAUCAAGACUCUGUCCAAGUCCUCUGUCUCAGUCAAGCAAAAAACACCAUACAAGGCUUGACAACCACUUUGACAGUUCAACACCCAGAUCGUCGAGGUCUACACUGCUCACUCCAUCCAGACACAUCCACAGUGGUACAUCAAGAUACUCGAGAGGAAGACUAAUAAGAGGUCAAGAUUCUCCAUUCAAGGAUGAUGACAGCCUCACAAGCUGCCCUCCAUUCCCGAGUUACAUGGCUCCAACAGUCUCUGCGAAGGCAAAAGUCAGACCAAACAGCAAUCCAAAGGAGAGAGUGAUGGGUACACCUGUCAGCGAGAAGAGGAGAAUGUCAUUUCCCCCUACACAACAGCAAGGUCUCGAUACGUUUAGAUGGAACAAAGGGUCAUUGGUCAUGAGCAACAGCAGCAGCCAAAGGGGUCCUGGUUCACCUGGAGGUGUGGUUCUUGAGAAACACAAGACACUUAAAUCAGUAGGAAAUUUGAGCAUUGGUUCCUCUGCCUCGACAGUUGGGAGAAAAGAAUUUAACAGAUUUGUGUGAUCUCUUUUGAUUUGAACAUUUUGUUUCCUUAUUUUGUGGCUUUUGCUUCACUUAUGGUUGGUGGUGUUGAUUUUGAGUGUUGUAACAUAAUAAAAAGGUAAAACAUAAACAACAACAGAGGAUUUGGUUUGAAGUAGAAGUUUUUAGAGUCA